Molecule: messenger RNA, 2369 nt
Organism: Moneuplotes crassus
Lineage: Eukaryota; Ciliophora; Spirotrichea; Euplotida; Euplotidae
Source: the annotation of a GenBank genome assembly
AUGAAAACUUGCACUGAUAAGAAAUCAACAUCCGUAGAUGAUCUUGGGGUGAACAGGUUUUUCUCUGUGUUAGAGAUUCCUUCAACUCCAGAAGAGAAAAAGACUUCUAAAAUUAGAACUAUCGAGAUACUUAAAAUAAACCCUCACUUGAGAAACAAGGAGCAAGUUCGAGAGCUAACAAGCUACCUAGAAGGGUUUGAAUAUUUUCGAGAGUACAUAAAUUCAGGGAAAAGAGAAGUCGUCCAUAAAUGCUCCAAACAGCUAAGGUGGAGGCAUUUCAGUAAAGGAGAUUACAUCAUGAAACAAGGGGAUUUUGCUCAAGAGUUCUAUAUAAUCCUUAAAGGGAAAAUUGGAGUUUAUUUAGAAGCCACUAGAAAUAUUGAAUGAACAUUUAGAGAGUUACUCCAGUUUAUUUAUCUCCAAAAAUGUCUUAUCCAAAGCAUCAAUGGAAAGCAUCCGAGUAAAUCUCUUCUCGAUUUUGCUAAAAUUGCAUUUGAAGAACCUAAGAUGAAUAAUGGAAUCCCUGAACUUCCUUUACGGUUACGAAAUUUAACCUAUGAAAGCUUGAGCCCGAGAAUGUCAGAAAUGAGUAUGAAAUUGUACGGGAAAGCAAAGGAGACCUAUGAAAUAGAAUUUCUUGUCCACCUCUCUGAACUCAAUCAUGGAAAGAUUUUUGGGGAAAUCGGGUUACUCGAAGGCAAGCCUAGAUCUGCUACCCUUAUUGCUUCUGAAGAUACAUGGUGAGCUGGUCUAACGAAAGAUUCUUUUGAGACAAUAUUGAAGAAAUUUGAACGAGACAAGAUCCUUUCUCUAAUCGAGGAUCUAGAUCAUUUCCUUAACUUCAAGUCACUCACUAGAGCUCAUAAAAUUAAACUUUUUAAAGGUAUAACACAGGUAGAAUUCACUCGUAACCAGAUAAUUUAUGACGAGGGUGACCCAUCUGACUGCCUUUAUUUCCUUCUAGAAGGAGAAUAUGAGAUAUCCAAGACUUUCACUGUCUCAAGUCACGAAGAGAAGGUUUCCAUAGAAUAUCACAAAAUGAAUCCUUCUACUGGUUUCACAGAUUUGCUAAUUGAGGAAAACACGGCUGAUUUUAUGAAGAAAAAUAAGAGCAUUUUUAAUAUUUCGAUUAAGAAAUCUCUAAAAAAUCUCCCUGAGGAUUGCAAAAGAGUAAAGAAAAGCCUCCGGAUUUGGCUUCUCAACAACAGAUGCAUCAUCGGCGAUGAAGAACUGAUAGUAGAAGAUAGAAAUAUGUAUAGUGAUAAUACUAGAAGUCAGAGGUUCUUCAAAGUUAGGUGAAUUUCAGACUCAGGAAAAGCUUUCAGAAUGAGUUAUGCUGAAUUUGAUAAACGCGUCAAGAAUAAGAAUACUUUAUCUUGUUGCUUACACUCUGUCAUGGAUAAGCUUAACUUGCUAGACAAGCGUAUUAAGAAAUUAGAUGUUUUAAAAUAAAUAUUAUGCUAAGAAACCACAGACAUCAAUUCAAGAAGUAGAAGCUAUUCAGGAAUCUAAAGAAGUAUUGAACAAUGAGAAUGAAAAAUUAUUUGUAAAAACUCUAAAAGGAAUCAUUCGAACACCCAGAAAUCGAAAUUCCUCAGCUGAACAAGGAGCAGAUCCUGAUAUACCAAUAACUUCGUACUAUAAACAGCUGAUUCUUGAUAAAAGACAGACCACGAACAGAUUUAAAAGACUCAUGGCUCAUAAAUCCCAAAAGAGAUUACACGAACCAUCGGAAAAGACUUCUAGAAGAGUGACCUUCAAACUUAAAGAAAAUGCUAAGCUUCUUAAUCCAAAAUAAGAUGACUACCAAGAAGAGAGCCUUGAGGAGUUCAUCAAGGAACAGUAAGAAUUACUCUCUCAAGAAGUCAUCAAAUAUUAUUUUCAAUGUCUCUCAAAAUGAUUUAAUGUUUGCUAAAUAACAAAUACCUCCGUAAGAUCAAAAAUUCCCCAAGAAGUUGCUUUCGGAGAAAACUAAAAGAGCACACUAAUGCCAGAAAGUUCGCCAUCCACUUCAACACAGGAGCAUGUUUCACCCCUCUCAAACCCGAACCUCACAGACCGACCAGAUCUCUUUUCCCCGGUAAUACCCCUACCUCCUUACCCCAGCCCCUAAAUCCUCUCCAUGAUCCUUCUCUUCCCACUUCUCUAACUAUCCUAAGCCAGUAUGCGACCUCACUUCUGCUCAGUGACCCCACAAAGUUUUCUUCUCAACUGGCUUUAGUAGGGGCAGUAUUCAUGUUUAAGAGAUUUACCUCGAUUUCUUUUAUAAUUCUCUAUAGAUAGUCAAGGAAAAACAAGGCAAAGCAAGAAGACAAGAUCAAGUUCAGCUACCAACAGUAUUGAUAACUUAGUAUUAAGAUUUGUACAGU